UGAUUAUGGUGAUGUGCCAACAAUACCGAAUCAAUAACUAGGACAUUUUAUGGCCGAUCUAUAAAUAAAUACAGUUCACAGUUUCGAAAUAUCAGUGAUAAAAUCAGUUGAAGUAAUCAUUUUAUUUGGAUGUUUGUUAAAUAUAAUUAGCCGUAAAUGGAUGAACGCUGGGCAAUCAGAAGCCCUCCACCCAGUUAUGACGAAACCAGUGACGUCGAGAUGGUAAAGGACACUGACAAACGAACAAUCUACGUUGGUCAACCACAGAACAUGUUCUACAAUGGUGCUCGAUUUGAUGGUGUAUCCAGAAUGAAAAUACAUCCCCCUCCACCGGGAUGUGAACCGAAUGAAUACCAAUCAAUGUUGAUGAAAAAAGAUGGGGAAAUAUGGUUUAAGCCAGCACCGCAGCGACAGAAUGGAACCAGCAAAUCUAAAAAUAAAGUUACUCCUAAUUCAACUGUUGUGGCAAAUAUUGACAUGGCGUAAGACUAACAUUGUCAAAUUGCGCGUAUCCAACCAAAGAAAACUUGAAAUUACAUGUAUUUUAUCAGUACUGUGAAACAGUAUUGUACGCGUUUGUCUAAACGACAGAUUGUGUGUAUUCGAAUCAAUAUUUAACAUAAGUCAUCAAAUGAAUGUGUCUGUCCUAAAAUGUGCAUCUGUCCUAAACAUUGUGACAAAUUGUGCAUACGUCCUAAACGUUGCGACAAAUUGUGCGUAUCCGUCCUAAACAUUGUGACAAAUUGUGUGUAUCUGUCCUAAACAUUGUGACAAAUUGUGUGUAUCCGUCCUAAACAUUGUGACAAAUUGUGUAUCCGUCCUAAACAUUGUGACAAAUUGUAUGUAUCCGUCCUAAGCAUUCAAUAAAGUGUGUGUAUCCGUCCUAACCUUUGUGACAAAUUGCAUGUAUCAAUCCGAAGCAUUGACAAAUUGUGUAUCCGUCUAAUGUAUUGUGACAAAUUGCAUGUAUCCAUCCUAAAGAUUGUGACAAAUUGUGCAUACGUCUUAAGCAUUGUGGCAAAUUGUGUAUACAUCCUAAGCAUUGUGACAAAUUGCAUAAUUCCGUCCAAAACAGUGUGACAUCCGUCCUAAGUAUGGUUGCAAGUUGUAUAUUCGUCCAAAGCGGUGAAAUCUUGUGUAUCAAAAAUAAGAAUAGUGACAAAUAGUGUCAUUAUCUUAAAUAUAGUGAUAAAUUGUGCAUCAUUAACAUGAUCAUAAAUUUUCAUGUGGUCUUCAUAAGCACGUGACAAAUUGUCUAUUUGUCCUUAGCUAAGUGGCAAAGCAUGUGUCCUUGCAGAGCAGGUGUCCAUCAUAAACAGAACAGAAAAAUUGUGGCAAAUUAUGUGUAGUCAAACCAACUACAUUUUUUUUGUAUUGUAUUAUCAAAUUGCUUGUAUUCGCAUUGUCAUUCAAAAUAUGAAAAAAUAACAUACAUUUUUUUAAAUAAUAUUUUAUUGUCAUAAACGAUGUUCAUAAACAAUUGUAUUUAGAAAUAGCAAAGCACAUAUUAAUUCCAUGUAUGGAACCAUAUCUUAAAAUCAAUUGAAAAUAAAUGUUGUUAACAAGUGAUAAUAUCUGUACACAUUACAUAAAAUGAUUUGUUGACCACACAUACAUUGUCAUUCCACCCACAUACAUUGUCAUUCCAUCCACACAUUAUGUACAAAAAACAUUAUCUUGUUUAAUUUUAUAUAUAACUACUGGUGCAAUUUAUCAGUGUUUUAUCACAUGUACUCGUCUAUUUAUCUUUUAUUCCAUUUCACUAUAACAUAAUUACUAUGCUAGGUAUUGCUAUCUACAUGGAAUAAGGAUGGAAUUAUUACCAUCCCUAAUUUGUAAAACGUUUAUAAAUUUUCUCAGAUAUAAUAAGAUUAAAUGUAAAUCUGGUUUAAAUGGUAGUCAAGAUUUCACUGAGAAUAGUUAUUCUAAAUACAGUCACUUUAACACAACCUGAAAGACUAUUUACAUGUAAAAUUACUUGAAAUUUUGAUGUUAAUGAACAACAAUGUUGUCGUUUGCUUUUUUGGCCU
Ruditapes philippinarum (Manila clam) is the source of this 2030-nucleotide messenger RNA. RefSeq lists its product as uncharacterized. The coding region runs from base 157 to 486 and encodes 109 amino acids. Lineage: Eukaryota; Metazoa; Mollusca; Bivalvia; Venerida; Veneridae. The transcript has 3 exons. The record is from RefSeq and is a predicted model, not a curated record.